Molecule: messenger RNA, 2178 nt
Organism: Puma concolor (puma)
Lineage: Eukaryota; Metazoa; Chordata; Mammalia; Carnivora; Felidae
Source: RefSeq, a predicted model, not a curated record
AUGUCGGUUCGUUUUGGUAAGACCAUUUACCGGGUGGUGCUGUGCCCUUCUUUUGCAUUACAUCCUGCAUUGAAUGGAGAGUCGGGUCUGCAGGCCCCGAAGGACCAGCGGGCGUCGCGGGCCCAGAUGGGAGGUUUCAGUCAAGAAGAACUCCUAAAAAUAUGGAAAGGGCUCUUCUAUUGCAUGUGGGUGCAGGACGAACCCCUCCUACAGGAGGAGCUAGCAAACACGAUUUCCCAGCUCGUCCACGUUGUUAACAACUCGGAGGCCCAACACCUGUUCAUUCAAACCUUCUGGCAAACGAUGAAUCGAGAGUGGAAGGGGAUAGACCGGCUGCGCCUGGGCAAGUACUAUAUGCUGAUCCGUCUGGUCCUGAGGCAGUCCUUUGAAGUUCUCAAGCGAAAUGGCUGGGAAGAAAGCCGAAUCAAGCUAUUCUUAGACGUCUUGAUGAAGGAGAUCUUGCACCCUGAGAGCCAGUCUCCUGAUGGAGUGAAGUUCCACUUCAUAGGCAUUUACCUGGACGAACUGUCCAAAGUGGGAGGGAGAGAGCUUUUGGCAGAUCAGAAUCUCAGGUUCAUUGAUCCAUUCUGCAAGGUCGCUGCCAAGACUAAGGACCAGACGUUGGUGCAGACUAUAGCUAGGGGUGUUCUUGAAGUCAUUGUGGACCAGUCUCCUCUUGGACCUGAAGAGACCCUCGAGGAACAGAAGCCUCAGGCGGGCGAGGGUGAGCCCUCUGAAGAAGAAACGCCUGAAAACGAGGUGGUGUGGAGACAAACCGUCAGUAGAAAGAAGACCGCACUGAGCCAGCAGCACUCCAGGAUGGACGGCGUCCGCGACGACGCGGCGAGAGGCGGCGGGCGCCUGGAGGACGCCGGGCCCCUGCUCCAGUUCGACUACAAGGCUGUUGCUGACCGACUCCUGGAAAUCACCAACAAGAAGAACACCCCUCCCUUCAACAGGAAGCGUCUCUCCAAACUCAUCAAGAAAUUUCGGGAUCUUUCCGAAGCAGGCAGCCUAUCCCGGCUCAGUUUUGCUGAGGACAUUUCUGCUGAGGGAGAUGACCAAACACUCAACCGAGGAAAGCACAAGAAAAAAGGAAAUAAACUUUUAGAGAAAACCGACCCGGAGGAAGAAGGAGGAAACAAGUCCUUCCUUGCUGAGGAAGAGGAGAGCAAAGGCAGCGUUCAGAAGAGAAAAGGGAAAAAGAGGAAGAAGGUCCAUCUCCAGCCAGAGCAUUUAGGGUCGGGGGCUCCGGCCCUGCCCCCAGAACAGAACGGGGGCGGGGAGCCGGAGGGAAGUCCAGGAAGAGCCCAGAAGAUGCCUGCGGCUGAGCCGGGGGCACCAGCUGCCCCUUGCCCCCAGGAGCACAGCGUUUUGGGGCCCGCCCCAGCACAGGGUAAGAGGAAACGACCAAGGAAGAGAAGCCUGAGGGUCCAGGGCGAGAGCUCGGAGUCCACACCACCACUGCCUCGGGGGGACGAGGCCCGGGAACCGUCCCCUCCGGCACCCCCUGCCAGUGGAGCCCCGGUCCAGAAGAGGCCGAGGACGCUCGGAGCCCUCCCGAUCAACGGCAGCGGCCCCCCCGCGCUGGCCUGGCCCCCACCCCAGCAGCAGGGCCGUCCAGCCGGCCUGCCCCCGGGCAGGAGACUAAAGAAAAAGAAGGGGGAGCCCAGCGGCCUUGACCUCUACGACCCGUCUCAUCAGAAAGCCGCCAUCUUGAAAAAGAGAAAGAAGAUGAAAGAGAUGUGUAACUUGGAGCGCCGCGGGGUGUUGAAGGCCGAAGCCAGGCUCGUCCAGGCUCUGGGCGGUGGGGGGGCUCUCAGCCCCUCGAAGAAGCAGCAGCUGAGGACAGAGAAUGACUUCGUGAGGUUCGACACCCCCUUCUUACCGAAGCCCCUGUUCUUCAGAAAAGCCAAGAGCAGCAGUGCCUCUGCCGUCUCUGUGCGCCCUGCCGGGCAGCGAGACAAGACGCCCUCAAGCUCCAAGAAGGUCACCUUCGGGCUGAAUAGAAACAUGACUGCGGAAUUCAAGAAGACAGACAAGAGUAUCCUGGUCAGGUCUCAUCGGCCUCCGAAAGUGGCUCUCAACCCUGAGCAGAGGCUUCCACUUGGGCAAGUGUUGAAGACCGCCACUGCUCACUCCACCUGGGCGCUCUGGGGACUGGGUUGUGUCACAUGA